Colletotrichum chrysophilum is the source of this 1062-nucleotide messenger RNA. RefSeq lists its product as uncharacterized. Gene Ontology annotation, biological process: cellular response to oxidative stress; response to reactive oxygen species; hydrogen peroxide catabolic process. Gene Ontology annotation, molecular function: peroxidase activity; heme binding. NCBI's taxonomy places the organism in Eukaryota, Fungi, Ascomycota, Sordariomycetes, Glomerellales, Glomerellaceae. The transcript has 2 exons. The record is from RefSeq and is a predicted model, not a curated record. The coding region runs from base 1 to 1062 and encodes 353 amino acids.
AUGCAUCACGCAGCUAUGCUCCUGGCCGCCUUUGCGGCCACCUCUUCCGCUUACCCCGGCUGGUCUGCCCCGGGCUUCAUGGAUGAGCUCUAUGCUAGAGCUGGUUCCAUCAGCGACCAACCCUUGGGCGAUCUUGCGACCCUCCCCGACUCAUCUCUUAGCCAGACGGGCAAGGAUAUCAAGAAUAUCCUCACUACCUCCGCCUCUGGACAGUCGACCGAUCAGUACCAGGGCGCCGUUCCUGCGCUCGGCAGCAAGGAAUGUGCCGCCGACAAGUGCUGCGUCUGGAAGCACAUUGGAGACGAGCUCGCCACCAAGUUCGCAGACGGAAGUGGAUGUACCCAACCCGCCCGCGCCGCCGUUCGCCUCGGCUUCCACGAUGCCUCCGGCUGGAGUAUUGUCACCGGUCCUGGCGGUGGUGCUGACGGCUCCAUUGUUCUCGCCCCUGCUGAGAUCAAGCGCGCCCUCAACGACGGUCUCCAGGAUGCGGUCACCCAGACCCAGACUUGGUUCAACAAGUACAAGCAGUACGGUAUUGGCAUGGCGGACCUGAUCCAGUUCGCCGCCAACAGCGGCACCGUCAUGUGCCCCAAGGGGCCCAGGGUCAAGACCCUGAUCGGCCGCAAGGAUUCUUCCACGGCUUGCCCCGACGGUCUGCUGCCGGACGUCAACGACCCGGUCGACAAGCUCAUUGCAAUCUUCGCAAACAAGACCAUCUCUCCGCCCGGUCUUGCAGCCCUCGUCGGCGCCCACACCGCUUCCACCCAGAAGACCGUUGACCCGGCCCGCGCGGGUGCUCCUCAGGAUACCACCCCUGCCGUCUGGGAUACCCUCUUCUACUCGCAGACUUUGGCCGGUGCCCCCUCCAACGUCUUCACCUUCAACAGCGACAAGGUCCUCUCCCAGGACUCUCGCAGUGGACCGGCUUUCAAGGCUUUCGCUGACAGCCAGCCUGCCUGGAACGUGGCGUUUUCAAGAGAGUACUUGCGUCUUAGUCUCCUCGGUGUUGACAACAUCAACGAACUUACCGACUGCACCAAGUCUCUUCCUGUCCCCAAGUAA